AUGUCGGCCGCCAAAGAAGACGCUGUCCACGAUGCGGGCUACAAGCAAUCGAGCGACCUCGAGUACGGCGUGCGCCACCACAACAACGGCUUCAACCACACCCAGGAGGGCGGCAGCUCCCUCGCAACAAAGGAGGGAGUCAUGAUGCCCGCCUUUGGAGGUGCCUUCCAGCCCGGCCCGUACCAGCCCAGCUUCCGCAAGUUCGCCAACCCGGCGCCGCUGGGAUUGUGCGCCUUUGCGCUGACAACCUUUGUGCUGUCGCUCAUCAAUGCGAAUGCCAGGGGCGUGAGCACGCCCAACAUCGUCGUCGGGAUGGCGUACGCCUACGGAGGGUUGGUCCAGUUGCUUGCGGGAAUGUGGGAAAUGGCUGUCGGAAACACUUUCGGAGCUACUGCGUUGUCUUCGUACGGAGGAUUCUGGCUCAGUUUUGCGAUGAUCCAAACCGGCAGCUUCGGGAUUACGGCUGCAUAUGAGGAAGAUCCGGAAGCACUCAUGUCUGCCCUGGGUUUCUAUCUCAUCGCCUGGUGGGUGUUUACAACGAUCCUCCUCUUCUGCACCCUCAAGUCGACCCUCGCCUUCUUCAGCUUGUUCUUCUUCCUCGACAUCACCUUCCUGCUCCUAGCCGUCGCACACUUCGCCACUGUCGAUGGCGGUAUCAAUGUCACCAUCAACAAGGUCGCUGGUGUCUUCGGUCUGAUCACCGCCUUCAUUGCCUGGUGGAACGCACUUGCCGGUAUCGCCGAGACCUCAAACAGCUUCUUCACCAUCCCUGUCGUCCACUUCCCCUGGAGCGAGAAGGUCAAGGCCGAGAGGAGGGCUUCCAAGAGCGAUUAA
Molecule: messenger RNA, 834 nt
Organism: Morchella importuna
Lineage: Eukaryota; Fungi; Ascomycota; Pezizomycetes; Pezizales; Morchellaceae
Exons: 4
Coding region: 1-834 (277 amino acids)
Cellular component (GO): plasma membrane
Molecular function (GO): acetate transmembrane transporter activity
Source: RefSeq, a predicted model, not a curated record